Trametes versicolor FP-101664 SS1 is the source of this 342-nucleotide messenger RNA. Its product is annotated as hydrophobin. The transcript has 3 exons. The coding region runs from base 1 to 342 and encodes 113 amino acids. Gene Ontology annotation, cellular component: fungal-type cell wall. Gene Ontology annotation, molecular function: structural constituent of cell wall. NCBI's taxonomy places the organism in Eukaryota, Fungi, Basidiomycota, Agaricomycetes, Polyporales, Polyporaceae. The record is from RefSeq and is a predicted model, not a curated record.
AUGAUCUCCGCCCGCCUCACCGCCUUCAUCUUUGGCGCCCUGCCCCUCCUUGCAGUUGCCACCCCCCUCGACACUCGCGCCGCCGGCAAGUGCUCGACCGGCCCUCUCCAGUGCUGCGAAAGCACCCAGAAGGCAACGGACCCGGCGACCUCGGUUCUCCUCGCGCUCAUUGGGGUCAACGCCCAGAGCGUCGACGCGCUCGUCGGGCUCGACUGCUCGCCCAUCAGCGUCGUGGGCGUCGCCACCGGCAACUCGUGCAACGCCCAGACGGUGUGCUGCAAGAACAACAACCUCGGCGGGCUCGUCUCCCUGGGCUGCGUCCCCGUCUCGCUCUCUAACUGA